This is a messenger RNA of Cooperia oncophora, 564 nucleotides long. NCBI's taxonomy places the organism in Eukaryota, Metazoa, Nematoda, Chromadorea, Rhabditida, Trichostrongylidae. The record is from the annotation of a GenBank genome assembly.
AUGGUCUUGCCCCACCACGAGUCUCGUGCCAAGGGGGGCAUGGCAAUUCUCAAAAGGACAGAGCACUUGAGCACUUUAUCCUUGUCGUUUGAUAUCUCGGGAAUGUUUAGGCUAUGCUUUGAAAACUCCAAUACAUCCUACAGUAUAAAAAUGGAAUCGAUUCUCCCAUAUGAAGUAGAAGGCCAUUGUUGUGCCUUUCACAAUGGCUACGUUUACAUCAUUGGCGGCUAUGACGGGAUUUCUGUCGUUGACACAAUAAUACGGUACAACGUUUCCGACGGGACCUCUGAGGUGAACUUGCCGUUUUUGCUUCACAUUGUGGUUCAGCAGCACAAUUUUCAGAUACUGCCGACACGACUGUCCACAGCUCGUGAAAAUCACGUCUGCGAAAUCAUUUUUGAUCGUUAUGUCGUCGUGAUGGCUGGCUGGGAUGGACAACAAGCGCUAGAUUCGGUUGAAAUAUUUGAAAUCAGUGAAGGAAGCCCAUAUUUGAUUCCAACGGGAAAUCAGUUCAACUUGUGCCAAGAAAAGGAAUCGUCCAGCUUCUAUUGCCAUAGAUUCGUA